Plasmodium gonderi is the source of this 726-nucleotide messenger RNA. RefSeq names its product proteasome subunit beta type-1. The coding region runs from base 1 to 726 and encodes 241 amino acids. The record is from RefSeq and is a predicted model, not a curated record. The transcript is spliced from 4 exons. Lineage: Eukaryota; Apicomplexa; Aconoidasida; Haemosporida; Plasmodiidae. Gene Ontology annotation, cellular component: proteasome core complex.
AUGGAAAUCUUGACUUUAAAUGAUUAUUCAGGAAAAAACAAUUCAGAGGAGAAGGAUAGCAUAGUGGAACAUGGGCGUGGUUUUAAGAGGUGGUACCCUUAUAUCGACAACGGAGGAACCGUUAUCGGGUUAACUGGCAAAGAUUACGUCAUCCUAGCUGCAGACACAAGACUGUCCUUGUCUUACUCUAUAUAUACGAGAUAUUGCCCAAAAAUAUCAAAAUUAACGGACAAGUGUAUUAUCGGGUCCUCUGGAAUGCAGUCAGACAUAAAAACCCUGCACUCGUUGUUGAAGAAAAAAAUCGAAUUGUUCAUACUUGAACAUGGACAUAGCCCAGAUAUUCAUGUGAUUGCAAGGCUACUAUGUGUGAUACUUUAUAGCAGAAGAUUUUUUCCCUACUACACAUUCAAUCUCUUGGCAGGAAUAAGUGAGGACAACAAAGGAGUACUUUAUAAUUACGAUGCUAUUGGUUCAUAUUGUGAAGCAACUCAUUCAUGUGUUGGUAGUGGAUCUGCACUUAUUUUACCUAUCUUAGAUAACAGAAUGGAACAGAAAAAUCAGCUAGUUAAAAAUAUGAAUUUUAAUUUGAGAGACGAUAUAGAUUUUGUUAAGGAUGCGAUCACUUCUGCUACAGAAAGAGAUAUAUAUACUGGAGAUUCGACGGAAAUAUACAUCAUUGACAAGUUGGGAAUAAACACUACAACGUUAGAGUUGAAGCAGGAUUAA